CUGAACGAUCCCUCGAGGAACUAUAUCGAGGGCUGGUUAGGUAACCGAAAGAUAUGGUGGUGUCCUUCUGGCUAUGGCUACUUGUCGUACUGCCCUCAGCCAUCUGAUUGGGACAACUAUAACUGGUGCUGCGUGUGGCCGUACAUGGGAACGUGGAAGCCAUCGUGCUGUCCUUUCGCAAUACCGACCGGUGCCGUCGUAGCCGUUAUAAUUGCUGGAGUGAUACUCACUGCCGUGCUGAUUGCGCUUUCGUGCUGGUGCUGCUAUUGUUGUCCACUGUACAAACAGCUGUACGAAUACUAA
This is a messenger RNA of Soboliphyme baturini, 303 nucleotides long. The record is from the annotation of a GenBank genome assembly. Lineage: Eukaryota; Metazoa; Nematoda; Enoplea; Dioctophymatida; Soboliphymatidae.